Galendromus occidentalis (western predatory mite) is the source of this 1614-nucleotide messenger RNA. It is a transcript of the gene elgi, whose product is annotated as E3 ubiquitin-protein ligase NRDP1 elgi. Gene Ontology annotation, cellular component: plasma membrane signaling receptor complex. Gene Ontology annotation, molecular function: ubiquitin protein ligase activity. The transcript has 7 exons. Gene Ontology annotation, biological process: regulation of canonical NF-kappaB signal transduction; protein ubiquitination. The record is from RefSeq and is a predicted model, not a curated record. The coding region runs from base 151 to 1089 and encodes 312 amino acids. NCBI's taxonomy places the organism in Eukaryota, Metazoa, Arthropoda, Arachnida, Mesostigmata, Phytoseiidae.
AUUCUAGCUAGUCUACGCCGCUCUCCCAUCGGCAGAUUCCAUUUUCGUGCAAUUUCACCCCGCGUUUUUCUUGUAUGCAUUUGUCAAAGACUUAAUCGGUGUUCGCUUGCCCAAGAAUACAUUGAGUGAUAGGACAUCAGCAAGAAACAGAUGGGAUACGAGCUGGCCCGUUUCGUCGAGGGGGGCUCCAGCGUCGAUGAGGAGCUCAUAUGCCCAAUAUGCUCUGGGGUUCUCCAAGACCCUGUACACACACCUCAAUGCGAACACGCAUUCUGUCGGGAAUGUAUCAAGAAGUGGCUCGACCGCAGCCAGGCUUGUCCUAUUGAUAGAUUCUCUAUCACCGCUCAACAGCUCAAGCCAGUCCCGCGCAUCCUGCGGACCCUUCUGGCACGUCUUCAACUCAAUUGCACGUUCCAAGAGCACGGCUGCCAAGCUAUACUCAAACUGGACAGAUUGGAGAGCCAUGAGGCCGAGUGCGAGCACAAUCCAUGUAGACCGGUGCCUUGUACGGAAGGCUGUGGCCUUGUCGUGCCUAAGGACGAGCUUCGAGAACACAACUGCAUCCGGGAACUACGAGGAGUCGUCCAGAAGCAGCAAGCGAAAAUUUCCGAAUUGGACCAGGAGCUCCAGAGCCAUUGGAGAGAAAUCAAUCGGAUGAAAGAGUUUCUAGCUCCGCGACAAAACGGCCUACAACCCCCCCUCUCGGAUGGCGUUUUGCAAGAGAGGCAAGACCAGCUGAUCCAGUGGUCGGCCACCCUGACGGAAGCGAGAGUCACUCGGUGGGGCGGCAUGAUCUCCACCCCGGAUCAAGUGCUACAGUCCAUGGUGAAAAGGGCUCUCGUUGACAGCGGAUGUCCCCCGACGGCAAUCCACGAGUUAAUAGAAAACGCCCAUGAGCGGAAAUGGCCAAUCGGACUCCAUACCUUAGAAACCAGACAACGAAAUAGGAGAACUUACGAAAAUUUUGUUUGCAAAAGAAUCCCCGGCAAACAGGCUGUGGUGGUGCUGUCAUGUGAUAAUGUCCACAUGGGACCGGAGAUGAUCAUUCAUCCAGGUUUAGUCAUGAUUUUCGCUCAUGGAAUCGAGUGACUUCAUAGAAAGUAUUCAAUCAGUAGACGACCGGCGUCACGUCGAGUUGCUUCGGGAAUUUCGCCCAAGUGCUGGAGCGAUAGGACAAAAAAUAUAGUAUUCAAACACUCAAAGUUUCCGAACGAAAAACUCAUCUCCACCUGCGAGCCCGAGGCUGGUUUUCAAUCUUGAUAUACCGCCAAGGAGAAGGCGCUCGGCGGCGAGCGAAACAUCAGCGAUGAGCUUCGCCGGCUAUCGAAAAUUCAUACGAAAUACAGACAGCUGCGGUCAGGGACGAAAAUAUUUCGGGAGAGCGAUCGGAGAAGCAUCGUCUGGAUCAAUUUCGAGGACCAUACUCAUUCAACAUCUAGCCACCGGAUCUACCUCCCCUGUACUCCAUUUUUCGAAGCCUAAUCGUUAGCGGAAGCGUUGACUCAGGACAGCAAUAGUUGAUCAUCAUGUUUCCUGCUUCGUUGAGAUGAACCGCUCGAGCGAGCUGCCACGUCACAGCGAAACUACGGAUAGUGUACAUUGUUUUGUAAAUCG